CUGCUGCAAUGUUGACGGUCUCGAUUAAUAUUAUCGAGCAUAGAAAUAGAACGCAUAGAACGCCCCGCACACCAUCGUUGUUUCAACCAGGGAGUUCGACACAACAAGAGAGAGAAGUAGAGCCACCCAAAUAACAUCAGAGGAAUAAAGCGACCGAAGAGAGGCUGCGAUAAACAUAGCUGUAUAUAGCUUAGCACGCAUGCUAACGUUGGCUUCUAGUUAGCUAGCUACGUCGCAACGGCCACGCAGAGAACAACAUCAGAAGGCGAUAGUUAGAAGACAGUGUUUACAACUGUAUUUCAAUGGUAUUUUUACAUAAAAGCAGGUUCGAGCAUUAUGUCCUGCUCUGGUAACCUGGUUUGGGAUGUUAACAAGCGUUCCAUUGGAUAUAAUGACCCGAAUGCUGUCAGGAUCAACUACUUAGGGAGAAGAGAAUUUGUCCAGCGGCUGAAACUCGAAGCGACACUCAAUGUGCACGAUGGCUGUGUCAAUACUAUAUCCUGGAACGAUACCGGGGAGUACAUCUUGUCAGGGUCGGAUGAUACCAACCUGGUCAUCACAAACCCAUACAACAGAAAGGUCAAGGCAACCAUACGGUCGGGUCACCGGGCGAACAUCUUCAGUGCUAAGUUCAUGCCUCAGACCAGUGACCAGCAGAUCAUCUCGUGCUCUGGGGAUGGUAUCAUCUACUACACCCACACAGAGAAGAGCCCCGACAUCAACCGGCAGUGCCAGUUCACCUGCCACUACGGAACAGCCUACGAGAUUAUGACGGUACCCAACGACCCCUAUACGUUCCUGUCGUGUGGGGAGGACGGCACCGUGCGCUGGUUUGACCUGCGCACAAAGACCAGCUGUACUAAAGAGGACUGCAAAGAUGACAUCCUGAUCAACUGUCGGCGGGCGGCGACGUCUAUCUCCAUCAGUCCGCUGGUGCCCUAUUACCUGGCGGUGGGCUGCUCUGACAGCUCCGUGCGCAUCUAUGACAGACGCAUGCUGGGCACCAGGGCUACGGGGAACUACAUGGGCCGUGGAACGACGGGCAUGUGUGUGCGCUUCGUUCCGGCCCACCUGUCCAACAAGUCGUGUCGUGUGACUUCACUCUGCUACAGCGGGGACGGACAGGAGGUGUUGGUCAGCUACUCUUCAGACUACGUCUACCUGUUUGACCCCAAUAAUGACCAGGCCCGAGAGCUGAAGGGUCCGUCCGAGGAGAGGAGGGAGGAGCUGCGGCAACCCCCAGUGAAGCGUCUCCGUUUACGAGGUGACUGGUCUGACACCGGUCCACGAGCUCGUCCUGAGAGCGAGAGAGAGCGGGACGGAGAGCAGAGUCCCAACGUGUCGCUGAUGCAGAGAAUGUCGGACAUGUUGUCCCGCUGGUUUGAGGAGGCCAGCGAGGCCCAGGGCAGCCGGGGGACCACACGCCCUCAGACACGCCCUACAGGCACUCUUCCUCGCAUAGAGGGGGCCCCCACCAUCCCAACACUCCCUACCAUACCCCCUCCACAAGCUGCCAGAGCCCUAGAGGGCUCUGUGGAAAUGGAGGCCUCCGCCGUCAACCCUGUACCUGUUCCCAUCUCCAAGUCCACCUCUUCCUCAGGGUCAUCGUCAACGGUUACAGCACAUCCUCCAUCAACCUCCUCAUCCAUGGAAAGCUCGGUGCUUCCCUCAUGCGCCCUCACCUCCACCCCAGAUUCAGAGCAGAGGAGUCAGGCAGACACGGCUGUGACCUCCACGCCAACACCCACACCCACCGCAGAGGCCACACUGUCUGAGUACGGCCCUCAUCGGCUGCCAGUAAGUUUAGUGUGUAGGCGCUUGCAGCGGCUGCUCCUGUUGGCCGACCCCCCAGGACAGAGUCAAUCCUCUUCCUCCACCGCAGGCACUGAGAGCCAAUCACAGGGGGCUGUUGCUGCUGCCACCAAGAUGGCCCCCCCUACAGAUUCUCCCUCGUCUGUGGUUAACAAACAGCUGGGAUCCAUGACUCUGGAUGAGCAGCAGGGAGCAUCAGAAGCUGUGAGUGCUGGAGCGAGUUCGGUCAAAGUGAAAACUCUGUCUGCGUCUGCCAGUGUAACUGGCACCUCGUCUGGGUCCGGGGCACCCAGCAGCAGUACUGGACCUGGAGGUAGCCGAGCCAGCACGGCAGAACCCAUCCUGAGUCUACACUACAGCACUGAGGGAACCACCACCAGCACCAUCAAACUGGACUUCACCGACGAGUGGAGCCGCAGAGCUCAUAGUUCCAGGGGCAGCGGAGCCUCCAGUUCCAGGGGCAGCGGAGCCUCCAGUUCCAGGGGCAGCGGAGCCUCCAGUGGAGAGUCCAAACCGUCAGAGGCAGCAGGGGCCGCCCAGACCAGGGAAGGGCCCUUGGCAGAGAGCUCUGCCUCAGAGAAGGUGGCUGUGUCGGAGCCCUCCGGCCAGAGCAGGUCUGCUGCUUCCCACACAGACCCACUGUGUGAGGCUGGGGGUGCCUCCUUCUCCAGCACCCAGGGCUCCACGCAGGCCCAGGCCACAGCACAAGCCUCCUCUGUGGGGGAUUGUGUGACUACCACACCCCUGGCGAGGAACCAGGGUGUGGGUGCGGAGGACACCACUGGGGGGUGCAGGAGAGAGGAGCCUGUGGGGGAGGAGGGGCAUGGGGGUCCAGGGGGGCAGGGGGUUCCAACGGGACCAGGAGGACAGGGUCAACCCUCCCGUAGCCACCAGGACUCAGACGACAGUGAUGACGAUCCAAUUCUUAUCCCCUCUGCGAGGUACAGAGGAGGACAGGGACAGAGAUCUAAUUUCAGAGGAUCAGCGGUAGGAGAUAGGAUGAUCAGACGCUCAGCUGCGGCCCGUAUCCAGGAACUGUUUCGUCGGAGGAAGGAGAGGAGAGAGAUGGAGGAGAGUGAGACCCAAAAUAUCAGGAGACCCUCAGUCAAAAUGGUCUACAAGGGCCACCGCAACUCCAGGACUAUGAUCAAGGAGUCGUGUUUCUGGGGGAACAACUUUGUGAUGAGUGGUUCAGACUGUGGCCACAUCUUCAUCUGGGACAGACACACGGGUGAGCACCUGAUGCUGCUGGAGGCCGACAAUCACGUAGUCAACUGUCUCCAGCCGCACCCCUACGACCCCAUUCUUGCCUCGUCAGGGAUCGACUACGACAUUAAGAUCUGGUCACCUCUGGAGGCGUCACCAUCCUUUAACAGAGUCCUAGCUGAUGAGGUGAUCACGCGUAAUGAGUUGAUGCUUGAGGAGACCAGGAACACCAUCACAGUCCCUGCCUCCUUCAUGCUGCGAAUGCUGGCCUCCCUUAAUCACAUAAGAACGGAUCGCUUGGAGGGUGACCGCUCAGAAGGUUCUGGACAGGAGAACGAGGAUGACCAGUAGCUGCCCGAACACCAUUUUAUUGGAAAAAGAAAACACCAUUUUUCUUUUGCUCUAAAAAGCACUUGAAGAUCUUGAGAUUUGUACAAGUAGAAUAUUUCUUUAUCUGAGCAUUAGUUACAUUUUUAGCUCUUCUUUUUUAAGAUGACUUUCUUACUGGUGUGUCUGUAUGAGAACUGCAUUUGAGGAAAAAAGUGUGUGAAUGCAAGCGCAAAGCCAGACGUGUGUUUGUGUGUGUGUGUGUGUGUGUAUAUAUAUAUACAGUUAAAGUUGCAAGUUUACAUACACCUUAGCCAAAUGCAUUUAAACUCAGUUUCACAAUUCCUGACAUUUAAGCCUAGUAAAAAUUCCCUGUCUUAGGUCAGUCACCACUUUAUUUUAAGAAUGUGAAAUGUCAGAAUGAUAGUGGAGUGAUUUAUUUCAGCUUUUAUUUCUUUCAUCACAUUCCCAGUGGGUCAGAAGUUUACAUGCUACCAAAUAGUAAUUGAGUGUAUUGCCUUUAAAUUGUUUAACUUGGGUCAAAUGUUUCAGGUAGCUUUCCACAAGCUUCCCACAAUAAGUUGGGUGAAUUUUGGCCCAUUCCUCCUGACAGAGCUGGUGUAACUGAGUCAGGGUGGUAGGCCUCCUUGCUCGCACACGCUUUUUCAGUUCUGCCCAUUUUCUAUGGGAUUGAGGUCAAGACUUUGAUGGCCACUCCAAUACCUUGACUUUGUUGUCGUAAAGCCAUUUUGCCACAACUUUGGAAGUAUGUUUGGGGUCAUUGUCCAUUUGGAAGACCCAUUUGUGACCAAGCUUUAACUUCCUGACUGAUGUCUUGAGAUGUUGAUUCAAUAUAUCCACAUAAUUGUCUUUCCUCAUGAUGCCAUCUAUUUUGUGUAGUGCACCAGUCCCUCCUGCAGCAAAGCACCCCCACAACAUGAUGCUGCCACCCCCGUGUUUCAGGGUUGGGAUGGUGUUCUUCGGCUUGCAAGCCUCCCCCUUUUUCCUCCAAGCAUAACGAUGGUCAUUAUGGCCAAACAGUUAUAUUUUUGUUUCAUCAGACCAGAGGACAUUUCUCCAAAAAGUAUGAUCUUUGUCCCCAUGUGCAGUUGCAAACCUUAGUCUGGCUUUUUUUAUGGUGGUUUUGGAGCAGUGGCUUCCUCCUUGCUGAGCGGCCUUUCAGGUUAUGUCGAUAUAGGACUCGUUUUACUGUGGAUAUAGAUACUUUUGUACCUGUUUCCUCCAGCAUCUUCACAAAGUCCUCUGCUGUUCUGGGAUUGAUUUGCACUUUUCGCACCAAAGUACGUUCAUCUCUAGGAGACAGAACGCAUCUCCUUCCUGAGUGGUAUGACGGCUGCGAGGUCCCAUGGUGUUUGUACUUGCAUACUACUGUUUGUACAGAUGAAUGUGGUACCUUCAAGCGUUUGGAAAUUGCUCUCAAGGAUGAACCAGACUUGUGGAGGUUUACAAUUUUUUUUUCUGAGGUUCUUGGCUGAUUUCUUUUGUUUUUCCCAUGAUGUCAAGCAACAAGGCACUGAGUUUGAAGGUAGGCCUUGAAAUACAUCCACAGGUACACCUCCAAUUGACUCAAAUGAUGUCAAUUAGCCUAAAUCAGAAGCCUCUAAAGCCAUGAAAUCAUUUUCAAGCUGUUUAAAGGCACAGUCAACUUAGUGUAUGUAAACUUCUGACCCACUGGAAUUGUUAUACAGUGAAUUAUAAGUGAAAUAAUCUGUCAACAAUUGUUGGAAAAAUGACUUGUGUCAUGCACAAAGUAGAUGUCCUAACCGACUUGCCAAAACUAUAGUUUGUUAACAAGAAAUUUGUGGUGGUUGAAAAACGAGUUUUAAUGACUUCAACCUAAGUGUAUGUAAACUUCCGACUUCAACUGUAUAUACGUGCGUGUAUAUAUAUAUAUAUGUGUGUGUGUGUAUGUAUAUAUAUAUAUAUAUAUAUAUAUAUAUAUACACACACAUACAAUAAGUGAAUAUUAUUUAGAUGACUUGUGUGUGAGGACGUUUAAAAGUGCAAUAUUAUUUUUGUCAGGAGCAAAUGAGCUUUGAUCAGUGUUAAGGUGUGAUUUCUUGUUUGUAGCGCAAGGCUGAGAACUCAAAUGUUUAUACUGUACUUGCAGUUAUGCAUGUAAACAUAAUUAUGCUUUAAGUAAACCAUUUUGUUGUUGAAAAGGUA
Molecule: messenger RNA, 5532 nt
Organism: Oncorhynchus nerka (sockeye salmon)
Lineage: Eukaryota; Metazoa; Chordata; Actinopteri; Salmoniformes; Salmonidae
Product: DDB1- and CUL4-associated factor 6
Exons: 21
Coding region: 337-3369 (1010 amino acids)
Biological process (GO): positive regulation of transcription by RNA polymerase II
Cellular component (GO): Cul4-RING E3 ubiquitin ligase complex; cytoplasm
Molecular function (GO): protein binding
Source: RefSeq, a predicted model, not a curated record